Messenger RNA from Selaginella moellendorffii, 948 nucleotides. RefSeq names its product pentatricopeptide repeat-containing protein At2g35030, mitochondrial-like. The record is from RefSeq and is a predicted model, not a curated record. Lineage: Eukaryota; Viridiplantae; Streptophyta; Lycopodiopsida; Selaginellales; Selaginellaceae. Gene Ontology annotation, molecular function: RNA binding; protein binding. The transcript has 3 exons. Bases 1 to 948 code for a protein of 315 amino acids. Gene Ontology annotation, biological process: RNA modification. Gene Ontology annotation, cellular component: intracellular membrane-bounded organelle.
AUGAAGAGUGUGUUCUCCCUUCUUUUUGUCACAAGCUUGGCUGUUCUCCUCACGGAUGCGCAAGGGAGGGACUGCAACAAGGCGGAGAUCGUCGACCUGGCAACACGGUGCUCCAAUGGCUUACUUGGUGCGCUCGAGCCACUACCACGCAUGAUUGGUCCGACCACUGAUCUGUGGCCCGCAUUCCAUUAUAUCCACAACGAGUAUAUAAAGAAGGCUAAGCUCCUUUUUACUCCAAUGUCAUACAGGGGCAUUGUCUCCUGGACUGCUAUGCUAGCUGCGUAUGCCAAGAGAAAGGAAGCCAAGGAGGUCUUUGACAUGAUGCCCCUGAGAAAUCUCUUCCCCUGGACGUUGAUGCUGGUUGCACAUUUGCUUGACACAAAACUUAUGUUUCUUGAGUCCCCUGAGACCGACAUGGUAUCUUGGACGGUUGUUUUCGAAGAGAUGCCCAAACACGACAUUGUUGCCUGGAACGCUACCUGUGCCCAAAACGGGUUUAUGGAACUGGCUCUAGCAACUUUCUCCAGAAUGCCCGAGAGGACCGUGGAGAUUCGACAGAGCAGACCGACAGCUUGUUUCACAGAAAACCAGAACCUGGCAUCAUACGCUCGAAACAGCCACGUUUCUGAAGUGAUCGACGUCUUCCACCAAAUGCCGGCUCGAAACAUUAUUUCAUGGACUACGGCUUUAGGUGCCUUGAUCCAAGACGGGAACCUGGAACUUGCUUCGAGGAUGCUAAACCAAAUGCCCGAGACCGAUCUCAUCUCCGUCAGCCAGCUUCUCUCCACUUAUGCUGUAAACGGACAUAUGCUUGAGGCAUUUCAGGUGUUCUUCGCAGCAAACCUAGCCAGGUCGGGCUACUUGGACGAUGCCAGAGAGCUCAUCCACACAAUGCCAUUUUUUCCCGGAACUUUGGAGUGGACGUGCUUGCACUCCGUCCGUGCGUGA